UAUACCACUGAGCUACCUCCCCAAGUGAUUGCUUCACAGUGGAAGGAGAAGAUUUGAGGCAUGACUUUGAACGCUUACAACUGGCUAUGGAGAUGGUAGGAUUUCUUCCCAAGACACGAAGACAGAUUUUCUCUCUCCUCUCAGCAAUAUUGCAUUUGGGUAAUAUCUGUUAUAAAAAGAAGACAUACCGGGAUGACUCCAUUGAUAUCUGUAAUCCUGAAGUUCUACCUGUUGUCUCAGAAUUGCUAGAAGUUAAAGAAGAGAUGCUGUUUGAAUCAUUGGUUACAAGGAAGACGGUAACAGUAGGAGAAAAGCUCAUCUUACCAUACAAGCUGGCAGAGGCUGUGACAGUCAGGAACUCUAUGGCUAAGUCUCUCUAUAGUGCCCUGUUUGACUGGAUUGUUUUUCGAAUUAAUCAUGCACUUUUGAAUAGUAAAGAUUUGGAGCACAAUGCCAAGACUUUGUCCAUUGGUGUUCUUGAUAUUUUUGGCUUUGAAGAUUAUGAAAAUAAUAGCUUUGAACAGUUUUGUAUUAAUUUUGCUAAUGAACGUUUACAGCACUACUUUAAUCAGCAUAUCUUUAAGUUGGAGCAAGAGGAAUAUAGAACUGAAGGAAUCAGCUGGCACAAUAUAGAUUAUAUUGACAAUACUUGUUGCAUAAAUCUUAUUAGCAAAAAACCAACAGGAUUACUCCAUCUUUUAGAUGAAGAAAGCAACUUUCCACAAGCUACAAAUCAAACAUUACUAGACAAGUUUAAGCAUCAACAUGAAGAGAAUUCUUACAUCGAAUUUCCAGCUGUGAUGGAGCCUGCUUUCAUAAUAAAACAUUAUGCUGGAAAAGUAAAAUAUGGGGUAAAGGAUUUCCGGGAAAAAAAUACAGAUCAUAUGCGUCCAGAUAUUGUAGCUCUUCUGAGAAGUAGCAAGAAUGCAUUUAUCUCUGGGAUGAUUGGACUUGAUCCUGUGGCUGUUUUCCGGUGGGCAGUUCUCCGAGCCUUUUUCAGAGCCAUGGUUGCUUUCAGGGAAGCUGGGAAAAGACACGUUGAGAGAAAAAUUGGACAUGAUGAUACAGCGCCCUGUGCAAUUUUGAAAAGUGUGGAUAGUUUUAGUUUUCUCCAACACCCAGUCCACCAGAGGAGCUUAGAGAUUCUGCAGAGGUGCAAGGAGGAGAAGUACAGUAUAACUCGGAAAAAUCCCCGAACACCUCUUUCUGAUCUCCAGGGCAUGAAUACUCUAAAUGAAAAAAAUCAGCAUGAUACAUUUGAUAUAUCUUGGAAUGUUAGACCUGGGAUUCGUCAAAGCAGGCUACCAGCUAAUACCUCCUUGCUUGAUAAAGAUGGGAUAUUUGCGAAUUCAGCUGGCAGCCGACUUCUGGAAAGAGCCCAUGGAAUUCUCACGAGAAAUAAAAACUUGAAAUCCAGGCUUGCACUCCCAAAGCACCUGCUGGAUGUAAAUUCUUUGAAGCAUCUGACAAGGCUGACCCUGCAGGAUCGCAUUACCAAGUCUCUUCUUCAUUUGCACAAGAAGAAGAAACCUCCCAGCAUCAGUGCCCAGUUUCAGGCGUCGUUAAGCAAGCUGAUGGAGACACUAGGACAAGCAGAACCAUAUUUUGUGAAAUGCAUUCGCUCUAAUGCUGAAAAGCUGCCUUUAAGGUUCAACGAUGCCUUGGUACUCAGACAGCUCCGAUACACUGGAAUGCUGGAGACAGUUCGGAUUCGCCAGUCAGGAUACAGCUGCAAAUACUCUUUUCAGGAUUUUGUGAGCCACUUUCAUGUACUUCUUCCUCAAAAUAUUAUUCCAUCCAAAUUUAACAUUCAGAAUUUCUUUAGGAAAAUAAAUCUUAAUCCAGAUAGUUACCAAGUUGGAAAAACCAUGAUCUUCUUGAAGGAGCAGGAACGACAGCACUUACAGGACCUGCUUCACCAAGAGGUACUCCGUAGAAUCGUGUUGUUGCAGCGAUGGUUCCGGGUGUUGCUGUGUAGACAGCAUUUCCUUCAUCUGAGACAGGCAGCCAUUGUUAUCCAGAGAUUCUGGAGGAAUUACCUAAAUCAAAAGCAAGUCAGAACUACAGCUGUGCAGAAGGAUGCUUUUGUCAUGGCUAGUGCAGCUACUCUCCUCCAAGCUUCCUGGCGUGCUCACUUAGAGAGGCAAAGGUACUUAGAGCUACGGGCUGCAGUCAUCAUCAUCCAGCGGAAAUGGAGGAACCUCUGUAGGUACAGGCACAUGGCUGCCACCUGCAUACAGGCAAGAUGGAAGAGCUACAGGGAAAGUAAGAGAUAUCAAGAGCAAAGGAAUGCAAUUAUCCUUUUGCAGUCGACGUAUAGAGGAUUCACAGCAAGACAAAGAUUUAAAGCCAUAAAAGAACAGAAGCUAAAAGAAGCAAAACUAGAGCAUGGAUUAAUGAAUGUUAAGGUAUUUGGAGCUCUGGGAAUUCGGGGUUCAGACCCUUCAGAGUGGGAGGACCGUUCCUUUGACAGCAGAGUGAAAGCCAUAGAGGAAAGUAAAUCUGUGAUGGACAGUAAUCGUGUUGGCCAUGAUGGUUCAGUGGAGGGUGCAGAGGAGUCUCUGGACAAGAGACAGGAGAGAGCCAGAAGCCAAAGUGGUGUGGACUUACAGCAAGAGGUGAUUGUCAGAGAAAGACCCAAGUCAUUGGAAGAUCUCCAUCAGAAAAAAGUAGGCCGGGCCAAAAGAGAAAGCCGGAGAAUGAGAGAGCUAGAGCAAGCUAUAUUUAGUUUGGAACUACUGAAAGUUCGUUCUCUUGGUGGUAUGUCUCCUUCAGAGGAGCGCAGAUGGUCUACAGAACUGAUGCCUGAAGGCCUCCAGUCUCCACAGGACACUCCUGAUAGUGAAAGCUCUCAAGGAAGCUUGGAACUUCUGAGCUGUGAGGACAGCCUGAAGAGUAAGCUAGAGUCUGUAACUUUAGAUGAAGGACACUUGCAGGCUCCAUCGCCAAAGAUGUCUCACAGUCUAAAAUCUGAUUCACAGGACAAUUCGCUCGGUGUCUCAAGUGAGACCAGCUCUGUAGGGAUUGGAAAGGGAGCAUCCUCUGACUCAGAGACCUUAAAGAAUGGGACUUUACAGGAAAAGCGGGUCUGUGGUUCUGAGCCUAUCACCUGUAAGCCACAGCAGAGAGACUCAUCCAUGUCAAAUAGUUUGCCUACAUUUUUUUAUAUUCCCCAUCAAGACACCCUGAAAACAAGUUCCCAGCUAGACACUAGUGUCCAAAGAAACAAACAUUUGGAACACAACCACACAAUGGGGACAGCUCAUAUUUUAGAUUUCAGCAAAGAAGCUAGAAAGUCUCACUUCUCAGGAGACCAAGUGGUUCCUUCUUUGAAUAUGGAUUCUUCUAAUAAUGUGCUUAAGAAAUUAGAAAAACUAAACACAGAGAAGGAAGAAAGGCAAAAGCAGUUGCAGCAGCAAAAUGAAAAAGAAAUGAUGGAACAGAUUCGAAAGCAAACAGAUAUUCUGGAAAAGGAGCGCAAAGCUUUCAAGACAAUCGAAAAGCCAAGAGGUGGCGAGUCUUUCCUGCCACCAUCAUUCUGUCAGUCAAAGCCAAGAGCAGAAAGGCCAACCUCUCUAUUUAUUCCAAGUGCCCCAAAUAAGGGAGAACCCAGUGGACUAGGAUCCCCAUCAGUACUUGUAAAAGAUUCUGGUUUUGCCCCCAAAGACAGUUCUUCUGCUCAUUUACCCCUUCAGGACCGACCUGUCACACUUUUCUUUGAAAGAAAAGGAAACCCCUUCCAAUCUAGUAGUGUCAAAGAAUUGUGCAAAACAGAAAGAAUGGGCACCCAGCAGGAUAUUACCAGCAAACACACUAAUAAUCGCAUCUCAAAAAGAGAACACCUUAGACCAGGUCAGUCUUAUGACCACAAGCUUGAAGACCCUUCCAGAGAAGGAACUACAAGGGCCAUUUUCUUCACAUCAAAGGACAAUGCAAGUAUUCCUGUUAUCAAAAAGGAAGCAUUAAGAAUUGGAAAUCCUCAGGUUCAUAAACAAGAUGAAACAGCUUGGAAACCUCUGAAGUUAGCUGGGCCAGGUCAGCGAGUGCAGGUUGCCAGACCGGCCCAUAAAAAGAAAGCUCGAAUGGCGCGGACGCGCUCCGAUUUCUUGACUAGAGGUACUUUUGCCGAUGGGGAGGGGGACACAGAGGAAGAUGAUUACGAUGACAUAAUUGAGCCCCAUCUCUCCCAUGACCAAGCUUCUCACUCUGAGCUAGGGUCUGCAUCCAGCCUGGGUCAGGCCUCUCACAGUGACUCCGAAAUGACAUCACAGCGGUUUUCUUCAGUUGAUGAACAGACAAAGAUUCAUAAGACCAUGUCUCAAGGAGAGAUUACAAAGUUGGUGGUGAGACAGAAGUCUUCAGAUUCAGAUAUAAGGCCUCAGAGGGCUAGGAUGAGGUUCUGGGCCAAAGGGAAACAAGGGGAAAAGAAGUCUACAAGAGUAAAACCUGCCACCCAGUCAGAGGUUUCAACACUCUUUGCUGGCUCAGAUGUGAUUCCAGCUCAUCAGUUUCCAGAAGUUGUGGAAUUACCUCAGUACCAUCCAACACCUCCUUUGAGCCCAGAACUGCCUGGCAGUUGCCAGAAGGAGUUCAAAGAGAACAAAGAACCUUCUCCAAAAGUGAGACGUAGGCGAAGUGUAAAGAUCAGCAGUGUGGCUGUGGAUUCCAUCCAUUGGCAAAAUGACUCUGUCCAAAUCAUAGCAAGUGCCAGUGAUUUAAAAAGCAUGGAUGAAUUUCUUCUGAAAAAGAUGAAUGACCUCGAUAAUGAGGACAGCAAGAAGGAUACAUUAGUAGAUGUUGUAUUUAAAAAGGCCCUGAAAGAAUUUCGGCAGAAUAUCUUCAGCUUUUAUUCAUCUGCGUUGGCGAUGGAUGAUGGGAAGAGCAUACGGUAUAAAGACCUCUAUGCACUGUUUGAGCAGAUCCUGGAAAAGACCAUGAGGCUUGAGCAGCGUGACUGGAGUGAAUCUCCAGUGAGAGUUUGGGUUAACACCUUUAAAGUAUUUUUAGAUGAAUACAUGAAUGAAUUCAAGACUUCUGAUAACAUGGUCACCAAGGUGCCAAAGGCUGAAAGAAAGAAAAGAAGGAAAAAAGAAACUGACUUGGUGGAAGAACACAAUGGUCAUGUCUUUAAGGCCACCCAAUAUAGCAUCCCUACAUACUGUGAAUAUUGUUCUUCUUUGAUAUGGAUAAUGGACCGAGCCUCAGUUUGCAAAUUAUGUAAGUAUGCUUGCCAUAAGAAGUGUUGUCUGAAAACCACAGCCAAGUGCUCUAAAAAGUAUGAUCCAGAACUGUCACCUCGACAAUUUGGGGUUGAACUCUCCCGUUUGACCAAUGAGGACCGAACUGUUCCUUUAGUAGUAGAAAAGCUCAUAAACUACAUUGAAAUGCAUGGACUUUAUACAGAAGGUAUUUAUCGCAAGUCUGGCUCGACUAAUAAAAUCAAGGAGCUUCGACAAGGUCUAGAUACAGAUGCUGAGAGUGUAAACCUAGAUGACUACAACAUUCAUGUCAUUGCAAGUGUGUUCAAACAAUGGCUUCGAGAUUUGCCCAAUCCACUCAUGACCUUUGAACUCUAUGAGGAAUUUCUUCGAGCUAUGGGUCUUCAGGAGAGGAAGGAGACAAUCCGCGGGGUGUACUCUGUGAUUGACCAGCUCUCCCGAACUCACCUCAAUACACUUGAACGCCUCAUCUUUCACCUCGUAAGGAUUGCUCUACAGGAAGACACUAAUCGAAUGUCUGCUAAUGCUUUGGCCAUUGUGUUUGCACCAUGCAUUCUCCGCUGCCCUGACACAACUGACCCCCUACAAAGUGUUCAGGACAUCAGUAAGACCACCACCUGUGUGGAGCUGAUUGUUGUGGAGCAAAUGAAUAAAUACAAGGCUCGUCUCAAAGACAUCAGUAGCUUGGAAUUUGCUGAAAAUAAAGCAAAGACCAGGCUAUCGCUGAUUCGUAGAUCAAUGGGAAAGGGUCGUAUCCGUCGAGGAAACCAUCCAAGUCCAUCCUCUCCUGUUGUAGUACAUUUGCCUUCCAUGUCUGAUGUCCCAGAAGAGACCUUGGGUACUGAGGCAGCCAUGGAGACUGACGUCACAGAACAGCAGCAAGCAGCCAUGCAACAGGAAGAAAGAGUUCUGACUGAGCAGAUUGAGAACCUACAGAAAGAGAAGGAGGAGCUAACGUUUGAGAUGCUCGCACUGGAACCCCGUGCCUCUGAUGAUGAAACCCUCGAGUCUGAAGCCUCUAUUGGGACUGCUGAUAGCUCAGAAAAUUUGAAUAUGGAGUCUGAAGGAAACAUGUGCGAGAGAUCAGAGAGAAGCUUAGGCCUUGGUUCCCUAAAGGCAGCUGCUAAGUCUGAACCUUCAGCUAAAAUGCGAAAGCAGCUAAAAAAGCAGCAAGACUCUUUGGAUUCUGUAGAGUCCACGUGUCUGUCCAACACUACAUCAUCUCAUGGCACCAGAAAACGCUUUCAGAUUUAUUCUAAAUCUCCAUUCUACCGAGCUGUCUCUGCUGGUGAGGUCCCAGGAAUGGAAGGACCAUUGAGCCAGGCCAAAGCCCUGGAAGACAGGCCUCAGUUCAUCAGCAGAGGAACGUUUAACCCUGAAAAGGGCAAACAAAAAUUAAAGAAUGUGAGAAACUCACCUCAGAAAACCAAAGAGACCCCUGAGGGGACAGUUGUGUCUGGCCGCCGGAAACCUGUGGACCCCGACUGCAGCUCUGCCCAGCAGCUGCCUCUCCUUGGAAAUAACGAGUUUAUGGUCUGAACUGGUGCUGUGUGUCCCCUCACAGUGGUGAGCACACAUCACCUCUUUGGGGCCUCACAGUGCCACAGUCGUCCUAAUUAUGAUCCUGCCUCUGGGCUCAGCAUACAGCUGCAACCUUUGUGCUGAAUUCCUAGGCCUCCAGCACAAGUAGAAAGGCCUCCUCGAAGCUUGUUGGGAACAGUGGCCCCUGUGCCUUGGCUGCUGAAUUUGAAUCGUGAUUUCACUAAACAAAGCCACCUAGGCCUGGGGAUUUUGGUCAGUGAUAGUUUUCCCUCCCCACCUUUCUUUACCUUCUCAGAGAUAGAUGUUGAAUAGCUGGAGGAAACUGGACCUAAAGGACCCUCUGAUUUCCAACGUUGGAAGGAAACAUAAACCUUUGUUAACCAUGACAGCAGAAAGCCUGCAGGUUUGUUUUGAGAUUAAAGAGCUGGGGUGGAAUAUAAUUUUUCCCCAAACAUUCACAAGCAAAAGCCUUUAGCCCUUUAUUUUCAAACAUUUGAAAAACACUCCAUAUUCUUUCUAGGGAAAGUGAAAAAAGCUAUUGUUUCCAUUAAGCCAUUAGAGCAUGUAUGAGAUACCUGGUUAUACAAUAAAAACAAAAAUACAUGCUUUGUUUUUGAUGUCAAAAUAAUGCUGGUUUAACUCCUGGUUAGUUCCUGCCAAAUCUGUUGCAUGAGAUGAAGUUGCAUUAGCCAUACUCUUCUCAUGUUUCCUGUUCCUAAGGUCAGAUUCUUUAAGGUUCUUUUUUUUUUUUUAAAUGUCCCAGAGACAUUUAAGUGAUCCCUAAAUAUGAAGGUUUCAUCCUAAUCCAGCGAGAUAUUUCACUUUGUAUAAAGUAAGCUAAAGACUGUACAUGAGCCUAUACAUCUGCUGGUGGAUUCCCACCAUGGACUCAGUGUGACCAUUUAAUCACUUGACCCCCCCCCAACACAAUACUGCAUGAAUAAGUGUUAUAGAAAGCUGCCAAAAUUCAAAGGCUUCUAUAUGACCCACCUAGCUUCUACUUUAUUUCCCUCAGACCAUCAGUAUUAAAUAGAAGAAAAAAAAUCAAGGACUACUUGAAGCUAUUUUUGUUAAUAUACUGGUUACUGAAGUUUACUGUAAAUAUGUGUAUAGUAUAUCUUAGUAUAUCUAUUUCUUUUUAACCUUGUGCUUCCCAGGGAAUUCCUUCCUCAGCUCCGAUGCUGUUGGGUAGGGAGUGAGAGCCACUCAUCCCCAGGUUGAAGCAGAGUAUGGCCAUCUUUUUUACCACUGAUGGUCUCUACACUCCUAAGUUACCACGACAUUUGAAGCAUCUUAACAUUUGUGUGAUGGAAACUGUUUUUGCUAUUUAUAAUGUAUAAAAAAAUGGAACCCUUUCUUGAGUUAAGUUUGUGAAAAUGUUUAUUUUUAAAGUUAACUACAUGCAUCUUGUCUAACUACCACAUGUACUGUUCUGUAUAAGAGCCUUUACCACCUGUAACCUGAAUUUUGGUUAUUCUUUUCAUACUUCUUUGAUUUGAAGUUAUAGAAAUACUGAGUUUUGUUCAGGCAGAGUCUCUCCUGUUACACAACACUGAACCUCAUGCCAUUGCCUCAGCGGUCCUUGGCCAACCCCCAUGGUCAGAUCAGAGCAUCAUUGUGCGGAGCAGCUUAAAGGUGGCAUGCAUGUCCCCUUCUGGCUUUGGUUCAGAAUUGAGCCAGGGAAAGGAAGGCCACUGAAGCUCCAGAACGGUGAGUCCACAGAUACAAGGUUUUGUACUUCAUGAACAUCUGCCACCUGUCCUACAUGGUGCACAUCAACCUUUCAAAGUGAAUUUCAAAGAUGGAUGUGGUGUAUGUGCCUGUGGUUCCAGUUAUGCAGGAAACUGAGGCAGGAGGAUUGCUUGAGCUCAGGCAUUUACAGUCAAUCUGGGCAACAUAGCAAGACCCCAAAAGCAAACAAAGUAGGAAUAUCAGAGACUAUCCUAGAGGGAAACCCCCAGCAUGGCUGUGUGCAAGGGGUGCUGCUUCCUGGGCCCAUGCUCAGCCGCACUUUGAAUAUUCUUGGGAGAGGAGUGCACUACUCGGCAUUGACUGUUACUUUCCACUUGGUCCACAAUGUUGUUAAAACCUUUUCUUUUUAAAGAGAGAGAUUGUCCUUGAGAACAGUUUCCUUUUUCCCAGAGGGAUGACCCAGGAAACACAUCUUCACACGUGUUCUCCUGUCUAAAUCCUGUGGGUGUUUUUUUUCUAAGAUAAGCUUUUGGCAAUUAAAAAACCAUUUAUAUAGGUCACUUUAUAGGAACUAGUUGAUGGAUGUUAAGAGACUUUAUAAUUUUUCUCAGGGACCUAAAACCUGAAUUUGGAUAAAAAUAAAUAAAAAAAUUGUUUUUGGUUGCUAGA
Messenger RNA from Octodon degus (degu), 9122 nucleotides. It is a transcript of the gene Myo9a, whose product is annotated as myosin IXA. Bases 87 to 6758 code for a protein of 2223 amino acids. Gene Ontology annotation, molecular function: ATP binding; GTPase activator activity; microfilament motor activity. Gene Ontology annotation, biological process: intracellular signal transduction. The record is from RefSeq and is a predicted model, not a curated record. Gene Ontology annotation, cellular component: myosin complex. The transcript is spliced from 38 exons. Lineage: Eukaryota; Metazoa; Chordata; Mammalia; Rodentia; Octodontidae.